Molecule: messenger RNA, 890 nt
Organism: Clupea harengus (Atlantic herring)
Lineage: Eukaryota; Metazoa; Chordata; Actinopteri; Clupeiformes; Clupeidae
Product: cytosolic phospholipase A2 gamma-like
Exons: 6
Coding region: 42-875 (277 amino acids)
Biological process (GO): glycerophospholipid catabolic process
Cellular component (GO): nuclear envelope; cytosol; nucleoplasm
Molecular function (GO): calcium-dependent phospholipid binding; calcium ion binding
Source: RefSeq, a predicted model, not a curated record
AUGAAGGAAAGACUGAUGUUGUAUUCAUAUUGGCUGACCUGAUGGAGAGUUAUGCAGACACUGAGCACAGCUUCAGUGAGUUGGAAAGGCUGAAAGUUCUCCUUGGAGAUCACUAUCAAGUCUUCAGCCCCUCACUUGAGGAAGUGGAUCAUGAGAGCUGGGUUAACAUGACUGAUCAAGAAAAGAAAAAAAAAGUGAAAAACGUCUGUGGUGAGCUGGCAGCUUCAGUAGACAAGUGGAGUCGAGACCACUUGUACGGAUGCAACUCUUCGGGCAUAUUUGAUUGGUGGGGCCCAGGUUGGUGGGUCUUCACACAUAUUAUCUCGAUCCUAUGGAAGAUUGCUUGCUGGGAAUUUGGAACUAUGCCUAAUAUCCUCCAAGGUUUCCAAGAUCCUGCCAUACCUAAGGACAUGACCCUGAAGGAACCGAUGCAUCUGGUAGAUGCCGGACUCUACCUAAACUCACCAUAUCCUUCAGUCUUGGGAAAAGCCAGGGGCAUAGAUCUCAUCAUAUCCUUUGAUUUCAGUGAAGAUGACAAACCUUUUAAGACUCUGAAGGUGGCCAGUGAGUAUGCAGCCGCCACAUGCCAUCCCUUCCCCAAAGUGGUCGAACCUAAAGACUUAAAGUCCUACUAUGUCUUUGAGGAAAAGGACAAACCAACUGUUAUUCACAUUCCCCUCUUCAACACGGAUAACUGCAAAGAUCCAGAAACCAUUAAAAAGGAAAUGAAGGAAUACACAACCUUCCAACUGCCCUACAAAGACGAAGCAAAGAUUGAUCACUUGGCACAUCUGGCAGAAGUCAAUGUGAGCAUGAACAAAGAUCACAUCCUGAAAGAGAUCAAAAAAGCUGUGCAGCGACGCAGUCGCCACUGAAAAUGCCCACAAGGG